Molecule: messenger RNA, 3307 nt
Organism: Cavia porcellus (domestic guinea pig)
Lineage: Eukaryota; Metazoa; Chordata; Mammalia; Rodentia; Caviidae
Gene: Gpr135
Product: G protein-coupled receptor 135
Exons: 1
Coding region: 122-1453 (443 amino acids)
Biological process (GO): G protein-coupled receptor signaling pathway
Cellular component (GO): plasma membrane; endosome
Molecular function (GO): G protein-coupled receptor activity
Source: RefSeq, a predicted model, not a curated record
GCGGUUCCCCCGGCAACGCCUCGAGCCCACGUCAAAGGCGCCACAGGGGCCCGCGCGAGUGCAGUCACUCCAGCGGCCGGCCGAGCGGCCGCGCCCGGGUGCGAGAUGAACAGGCCCGGGCAUGGCAUCGCCGCGCCCCGGCGUCCUCUCCGCGCCCGGCAGGACGCCUCCCGCGCUCUGGCUCGGCUCCGCGGCGGCCACGGCAGUGGCCGGGAACCGCAGCGAGGCGACCGGCGGCGGCGGGCCCGGGGCACACGGGGCAGCGCUGGCAGCGCAAGCGCUCGUGCUGCUGUUCAUCUUCCUGCUGUCUAGCCUGGGCAACUGCGCCGUGGUGGGGGUGAUCGUCAAGCACCGGCCGCUACGCACGGUCACCAACGCCUUCGUGCUGUCGCUGGCGCUGUCCGACCUGCUCACGGCGCUGCUCUGCCUGCCCGCCGCCUUCCUGGACCUGCUGGCGCCGCCGGGGGGCCCGGGGCCCUGGCGCGGCUUCUGCGCCGCCAGCCGCUUCUUCAGCUCCUGCUGCGGCAUCGUGUCGUCGCUCAGCGUGGCUCUCAUCUCGCUGGACCGCUACUGCGCCAUCGUGCGGCCGCCGCGCGACAAACUGGGCCGCCGCCGUGCGCUGCAGCUGCUGGCGGGAGCCUGGCUGGCGGCGCUGGGCUUCUCGCUGCCCUGGGAGCUGCUGCUCCGGGCGCCCCGCGCGCCCCCUGCCGCCGCCGCCGCCGCCGCCGCCGCCGCGCAGAGCUUCCACGGCUGCCUCUACCGCACCUCGCCAGACCCGGCGCAGCUAGGCUCGGCCUUCAGCGUGGCGCUAGUGGUGGCCUGCUACCUGCUGCCCUUCCUGCUCAUGUGUUUCUGCCACUUCCACAUCUGCAGGGCCGUGCGCCUGUCUGACGUGCGCGUGCGGCCCGUGACCACCCAUGCGCGCGUGCUGCGCUUCUUCAGCGAGGUCCGCACCGCCACCACCGUGCUUAUCAUAAUCGUCUUCGUCAUUGGCUGCUGGGGCCCGUACUGCCUGCUGGUGCUGCUGGCUGCCGCCCGGCAAACACAGACCAGCCGGGCCCCCUCGCUGCUCGACAUGCUGGCCGUGUGGCUGACCUGGGCCAACGGGGCCAUCAACCCGGUCAUCUACGCCGUCCGCAACCCCCACAUCUCUAUGCUCCUGGGGCGCAGCCGCGAGGAAGGUUACCGGACUAGGAACGCGGGCGCCUUCCUAGUCAGCCAGGGCCCGAGUCUGCAGCCUCGGAGCUGCACUCGCCUUCGGAACCGCUACGCCGGCAGGCUGGGGGCCUGCGGCCAGACGUCCUCAUCCCACGCAGUCAGCGGGGCGGGAGGAGAGUUGGCCUUGUGGGCCCACAAAAAUCCGGUUGUGCUUUUCUGCCGGGAGGGACCAACAGAGCCCGGGACAGCAGUGGCCAAACAGCCUAAAUCCGAGGUCCGAGAUACCAGCCUCUGAGAGUUGGGACCGACCGCUUGGGCAAGAAACAAGGCAGCUUUCCGCGGAGACUCGGAUUUCACGACAGUGGAGACAGGAGAGUUACCGCUUCCUGCAUUGUAAAAUACUGGGUUCCCUUCUUCAGAAGUGCCGAAAGGAAUGUAAAUGCAAACAUUAAAGCAAAUCCUAAGCCACACAACCAAGCAUUGUAAAUUGUAAGUGCCAAAAAACAAAACUCAGCCACCACUCAAAAGCUCAUAUUACAAGAAUCACACUGUGAAGCAAACAAAUCACUGAAUGCAGUGUAUGUUGAAACAACAGAGUUUUAGGAAUGAUCCCCAGAGCUGUUGAAGGCCCUUCGAAUCACCAGCACUCCACAAAACGUCAGCUUCCACAACCACAUUCCACAGGCUUCCUGUGCUUAGGUUUGGGAACAGAAAGUUCCUAUUCUUACCUAAAUUGAUGCACUUCUUCCCUAAGCGUGUGAUCUUUGUAGGAAGUUUUAAACUCAGUUCCCAUUUAAAACCAUUUUAGGAUUUUGAAAGGAUGGGUUUAUUAUUAGAUGAAGUGCAGCUAUCUGAAGGGCAAAUGCAAGAAAAACGGCUGUUUUUAAAAAGUGUUUCAGGGGCUGGGGAUUUAGCUCAGCGGCGUAAGUACCUGCCUUGCAAGCAGGCGGUCGGGAGUUCGAUGCCUGGUACCAAUGAAAAUGAAAAAGAAAAAAUGUAACUAAAAAAAGUGUUUCUCGAAGCUGGGGAUUAACUCAGUGCUGGAGUGCUGGCCUGGCUGAGCACAAGUCCCUGCCGUUGAUCCUCAACCUUGUAGGAUAAAAAGUAAAGUAUUCCAAGAUUAUUCAUACAAAUUACUGUCCUUUCUACCUCUAGCCCCCAAAUUAUCUGCCUCUGGAAACGUGAAGGCUUUGUCCUUAUUCUAACCUGUUGCUCUGUUUCCUUUUAGGGUGCCACUGUCAGAAUGCUUUCAUAAUAUAAAAAAAUUUAUAAUAGAAAUUUUUGUUUCUUUUGUGGUAAAUUUGAUGUUAAACUAAUAUGAAGUUAAAUUGAUUGAAUAAGGUGACUAUUCUGUAAAGUAACAAGUUGACUUUCCUAUAUGACUUUUUACUUAACUAAAGGGGAUUCCAAAGAGAAAGUCUAAGAGUAAUUCGAGAGAUGGCCACAUUCUUAGAAUCGGGUAGAACUGUCUCAGAAGUCCUGUCCUUCCACAUUUGUAACUUUGUGUAUUUUUAAUAGCCGAUUGCUGCUUUAUGGUUAUGACUUUUAUACAAUCGUCUUCAUUUGGAAGUGAAUGUAGGUGUCAGACUGUUAUGUGGAGUAGGGUUUAUGGAGCAAAGCUGGAGAGAUUCCUCAGCAAACUAAAAAUAGCUGCAGAAAUGUGCACAACAAAGAUGUUUCUAUAGUAAUUUAAAAGUGCAAUCUAGGGGGCUGGGGAUUUAGCUCAGCGGCAUAAGCGCCUUCCUUGCAAGCAGGCAGUCGUCCUGAGUUCCAUCCCCGGCACCGAUACAAAGGAAAAAGACAAAAAAAAAAAAAAAGUGCAAUCUAGGACUUGUGUAUGUGAAAUUUCUCACAUCGAAUGCCACUGUACACUGAAUUGCUCACAUUUCAAAGUGAUCUCCUGUUUAUCCUUGUUUUCUUCCCUACCAUCUUGUUCCUCUUCUCUUCAGCGUCUCAUGGCCUUAAUUGAAUGAGUCCUUUGACCUAGUUAUGAAAAGACAUUGCCUGUCACAUAAAGAUUUCCAUGUGAAAUAACCAGCAUUUUUUUCUUGUAAGGUGUUUAAGGGUGUUUGUCAGUAUUUAAGUCUUUGUGUGACACGUUAUUAUUUUGUAAUCAAGGCUGGAAAUACAGGAUUCCUGUCAGAACAAA